Brienomyrus brachyistius is the source of this 1987-nucleotide messenger RNA. RefSeq names its product protein FAM110B-like. The record is from RefSeq and is a predicted model, not a curated record. Lineage: Eukaryota; Metazoa; Chordata; Actinopteri; Osteoglossiformes; Mormyridae. The coding region runs from base 468 to 1460 and encodes 330 amino acids. The transcript is spliced from 3 exons.
GCAGGCGAACCCGGAGAAUUGACCAAGAAAAUUUGAAAUAAAAAAACAUUGGAAUACUUUCUGAAUGAAUGCAGGCGUCCUAACUGUCCGCUGAGGGGAGCGAAGUAGCGGAUUACAGCGCUUCAGCGACGCUUGAAUGUAUGGGCUGCGGCUUGGCUCUACGACAAAUAGCGGCGCGUCCAUUUUGCACGCAGGUAGGAAGCAUUCAGAGCGUGAGGUUCGUCACUUGGUGGGGGGUCACGUCCUGGACUCGGGGCCACUCUCGGGGGGCCCUGUCAUUGGGGAGACAUGCUGAGGAGGAGCCUGGGGAGGAGCGGUUUCUCUAAGCCGUGCUGCUGAGCCGCCCCCCCCCCCCCCACCCCGACUCCCUUAUCAGCCUGCUAUCUUCAUGCCUGAGCCGCCCCGCCACCCUCGGGGGAACCCCAGCCACGGAGCCCAUCGUGCCAGCGGCUGAGCCGCCGUCUGACAUGCCUACGGAGGCACUGCGCUCAGAGGGUGCGGUCAGAGUGCCCGGCCAGGUCACGCCGGCGCCUGCCGUCCCCCUGCGCAUCCUGAACAAGGGACCCGAAUACUUCCGGCGCACGGCCGAGCCCAACCCCAAGCGGCUGAGCGCCGUAGAGCGGCUGGAGGCCGACAAGGCAAAGUACGUGAAGAGCCAGGAGGUGAUGAAGAGCCGACAGGAGCCGGUGAAGCCGCCAGCCGGCCAGGCCGCCGCCCCCAAGGCCUGCAACAACAAUGCCAAGGCGGACAGCUGUGUGCAGAGGGGCAACCUCAACCUGGACAUUCUGAGGAACAUUCUGAACAGCUCAGAGGGCACGUCGGCUGGUAAGGCCCAGGGCGCACGCAGCUGGGCGCCUCGACGCUCAGCUGAGCCGGCGGGCAACCUGAACGUCAGCCGGCGCCUCCUAGAGGAGGGAUCGAGCCACCUGCCGCCGCUAUAUGCCUCUCACAGUUCCUCGGAUAUCAGGAGGGCGUGUCACGGCAAGGCCUACCGCGUGGCACCCAGCUGUGGCUCCGCCCCUCCGUUGCCGACCAGGCGCGGUGCCCCGGCCAUCACCGUGCCACCUCUGGAGACAGAUGGGGUUGGGUCAGUGCUCUCGGCCGGGGCGCCCCCCCUGCGCCGAUCGAAAUCUGACCUGAGCGAGCGACUGGGGGUCCGGCCCGACGCCGACCAGUUCUUCAGCCACUGUGGCCUGGACCCUGAGGAGAUGGAGAACGCGGACGUGGAGAGCGGCCCCCGUGCCGGCUCCGACAUCAUCUCGCUGAACUUCCGCAGCGCUAGCGUGCUCAGCUCGGACCGCGAACGCUCACCCCACAGUGACGGCGAGCCCACGGACGACGAGGACGAUGGGGACCGUGUGCCCUAUGGCAUCUCGGCUGUGGAGCGCAAUGCUCGCGUUAUCAAGUGGCUUUACGGCAUCCGGCAGGCCCGCGAGACGCACAGGGUCUCUCAUGUCUGACGGCAGUGCGCCCCGCACAAACAUUUGGAAGAUAUUGCCCACAGGGACCCAAAGGGAUCCAUUUGGACUCCCCCUUUCCUAGCAGGGCUCUGCUGUUCCAUUUGGGCCCGGCUCCACUGAUCGGGUCCCUCCUUCGGUACCAGCGAGUGGGUCACCACGUGCCAUCUUAUUACCCAGCAGCCUUUGCGGUAUAAAGGCUUGCCCUGACAGCUGUAAAUUUCACUUGCCGAAAUAAACUGUUUUUUCAUUUAAAUGUUUUGAAGACGUGUAUAUACCUCAAAGUGACCAAAUCUGUGAUUAUUAUAAGUGGUGGUCUGCGCUACAUGUCGAAAAAGAAAAAAAAGUUGUUCCCCUACAGUCUGUUAUAUCCUGAUGCAGGUGUUUGGCUGUGACAUUCAGUGUUCAGUACUUGGUUGAGAAUAUCAGCACACGUUUUGUUCACUUUUUAUUUAGCGUUGAUCUGGUUAAUAAAGAAAUAGGGGCAACUCUGUGAACCUGGAAGAGCAAAUUAAUUCUAAAUAAAUAAA